CUAGUUGAGUUGAAAAUUUCACAUAUUUUCGUCGCCAUUUUUGUCGCGACGGUGCUCGUGCUGUUGUGAAAAUUUUGCAGCAAAUUUCCCUGCCACCCAUCGUGCUUUCAUCGGUGGAACUCGACUGAAAUUUGGCUUUAGUGUUUCCAAAUUCGUAUCCACCCCAAGAUUGUCCGUAAUACGUCGAUUGCUUUGCCCGAAAAGUGCCCUUGGCUUUGCUGUAGUUGUACGUGUUCAUCUCCGUGUAACACCACCCUGCCCAAUACCACCCUAUCGUCACUGCGUAUAUUCGUGAUCGUGCGAAAGAAAAAAGAAUCGAAAGACCCGGCCAACAGUCGAAAAUAAUACAGCGACAGCUAGAAAGUCUUGUGCCUCGAAAGCGCCUCAACUUAACGAGAGAGCUGCGUUUGCACUUGAUCUGCUUUUUAGCAGAGUUUGGAAUUGUGCGUGCGUUUUUUCCCAAAACCCAAAAGAAGAAGAAGUAUUUCUUCCAGAUUUUUGUUUUGAGAGGUGAUCAACAUGGCAAACUAAAAAAGUAACAAUGAUGCCGCAACGUAAGGAACAAGUUUCACUCUCCGUCGCCGCCGUCGUCGUCGCUAGCGCUAGCAGCACCCCCACCAGCAGCAGCAGCAGCCGAAUCCGUCGCGCUGCCUGCUCCACCAUCGAAGCCCAGGAAGAAGGCUCCCCAAUUUGCGAAUCGUCCUAUCUGCAAGCUGUAGCGUCAGCCACCACCAUUCUCAAUGGAGAAGAAUCGUUUUACCAAUCAGAAUCUGUCCAAGGGGCAGAUUUCUGAGACGAAGAAAAAUCAAGAUGUUUCUGUUAAGUGGCCUCGGCAGUCUAAACGUCGCGGUGAACAAUCGGAUAGCAGCAACAACAACAACCAUCGGAACGGUGCCAGCACCGGUAAAGUACCGAACGCGAACAAAACUCGUAAUCAAAGCAACUACAACUACGAUGCUAGGCAACGGUCGCAACGAGCCGUCCGUGCGUCGGACCAACCUCACACCACUGGCGAGGGCGACAUCGGGUCGGGUUCGCUGGCUGAAGAACAAUCGACCGUUGGCGGAACCACCGGAUUAGCUGCAACGGCCAGACCGAACCCGACGCCAACCGGCGUACGUGGUGAACUACAUUCGGUGUUUACACCAGGCUCGAAAAAGCAGAGUCUGAAUCAUUUGCUGAACUAUCACUACGCUCCGCGUGAUCGCGACCAACCGGUACGAUUCUCGCGCACGGGCAAUAUUCGCAAGCUAACGAACCAGUCGCACGGUCGCUACAACAAGGAGCAGUUCCUGCAGGCCAACUGCCAGUUUGUGGUACGCGCUGGGGAAGACUACGAAGGGCUGCUGGGCGCACCCGAUCAGCUGGUAGACUGGGGCAAGGUGGAACAAAUCCACGUGCUCAGCUCGGAGGAACCGCAGUGUCCGAUCUGUCUGUAUCCGCCGGUUGCGGCAAAGAUGACGAAAUGCGGUCACGUGUACUGUUGGCCGUGCAUUCUGCACUAUCUCGCACUGUCGGACAAGACGUGGCGCAAGUGUCCCAUCUGCUACGAAGCGAUCCAUCUGCCGGAUCUGCGAUCGGCCGUAUCGAAACCGUUCCACGCGUUCGGUAUGGGAGAGUACGUUACGCUGCAACUGAUGAGACGCGAGAAGGGCACGAUGAAGGUGGUGGAGGUGAAUGAUGAGCUGAAUCUGGGGCUGUCCCGUCCGACCGGUGUGGCGAUUCCACACUUUGAUGCAACCGUUGGAAACAGCAUCCUGACCAAGUUGCUGCUUACGGACACGGAGCAGAUGUUGAAAAUCAUGGAGCGCGAGCAAACGGAGCUAGAAAAUCAGCUUGUGUCCGAUGGUGCGGAAGCACCAGAAAACAUGUUUGUGCAGCAGGCGCUUGACAUACUUGGCGAAAGGCGUGCCACUUUGAUGGCCACUAAAGCGAUCGUAUUUCCCAUUCCGGCGGAGAAGACGCUCGUGCGUGGAAUGUCAGACGAUAGCGUCCCCGCUGAGCUGCAGCUGGCGGACAGUAAUGCGCUGGCGGACGAUGGUGCGAGUGAAGCGUCGUCCGAUUUUAUGAUCGACGAGGAGAGUAAUUUCACCGUCGGUGACAUUGACAUCGUCCCAACGGCGCAAAGUGCCGGUCAGCACUACUAUUUCUACCAAUCGCUCGACGGACAACCGCUGUUUCUGCACUCCAUUAACAGCCGCAUGCUGCAAGCAAUGUACGGUAGUCUGGACCGUAGUCCGCACCGCAUUACGGGUCGCGUGGUGCAGAAAGAUUCGUGCUCCAUGGAUGAGAAUUUGCGCCGCCGGUUGAAGUAUCUCGAGCAUCUGCCCGUCUGCACUCAGUUCGAUGUGGUUGAGCUGGAUUUUGGACCAUCGGCUGACGGUGGCGGAAGGCUCGUAUCGGACGAGGUACUGAGCUUGUUCCACGACGAGCUGAGCCUGCGCCAACGGACACGGCAGAAGCGUGCCAGAGCGGAGCAAAAGCGCGAGAAGCAGAUUUUUGAGUUUAACGAGCGUCAACUGGGCAAAGCGAUGGCACGAUCGGCCCGGAUUUCCAUCGACUCGACCAAACAGUUUCCUUCGUGCGGUUUGUCCGAGUCGUACCCGGAUGAUUCAACUCCGUUCUCCGGAACUAGUCCGGUUGCAAGCGAUAUUUCGAGCUCUCCCGGUUCUGGUGGGUCCGUGCUGUCUUCUUGGUCGAAGAUGGUAUCGACUCAACCUUCGUCGAGUCAUCGCUGGCCCACGCUAGGAGGGGGAGCAUCGUCAUCCAUUUCCAGCGCCCCCUCAGCACCAGCACCGAAGCUGGUACAAGUCACGGGCAGCCGUAUGACGGCUUCGACUUCCCGUACUGCCGGUGGCUGGCGCCAACCAACCUCCUCCGAUAUCGAUGAGGAUGAAACGGACGAAGAGCUUAUUGCGGCACGAGCACCGCGUUUCAACAACAAUCUUGGCCGAGCGAUUGAGGCUGCACUGGAGAAGAAGGUUUCCCAGCCGAACCAUCAAUCGGCCAAUGCUGCUUCCGGCUCCGGUUCGGGAGCUGGCUCUGCCGGUGGGAAGCGUAAGAAGAAUAAAAAAACGCUCCUGUUUGCAUCCGGCAUGAAUCUGAACUGAGAUGCCGGGCGGAUGAACGAUGAUGAUGUUCGUUCUACUGACGGCUGCUUGUGUUUCUUCAAUGCGUCUUCUGUGUGUACAAUAACUCUGUUAAGUUUUAACCAUUUCCCUUGGUUCGUUCUGGUACGUUAUGAAGUCUAUGAAAUAAUUUUGGAUAACUGGUUUUGCUUCUUGGUAAAAUGUAUACAUUGCUUAAAAUUGCUUCCUAUGCUAAAUUUA
This is a messenger RNA of Anopheles stephensi (Asian malaria mosquito), 3329 nucleotides long. RefSeq names its product RING finger protein 10. The transcript has 4 exons. Gene Ontology annotation, biological process: positive regulation of transcription by RNA polymerase II. Lineage: Eukaryota; Metazoa; Arthropoda; Insecta; Diptera; Culicidae. The record is from RefSeq and is a predicted model, not a curated record. Bases 741 to 3110 code for a protein of 789 amino acids. Gene Ontology annotation, molecular function: transcription cis-regulatory region binding; metal ion binding.